AUGUCCAAACCCUUGGCUGCCCAGUCCCUCGUGUGGCUCAUCACCGGUUGCACUUCUGGCUUCGGUCAGUUCUUUGUCUCGGCCAUCCUCGCCCGAGGAGAUAAAGUCGUUGCAACGGCACGAAACGUAGCUUCCCUAGGGGGGCUUUGGUCCAAAGAGGACGUAUACCUUCUACAGCUUGACGUGACGGACUUUCAGGACAAUUUACAGAAGAAAGCGUCUGAGGCUGUCAAUCACUUCGGUCAGAUCGAUGUCCUGGUAAACAAUGCCGGAUACGUUCAGUCCGGGGUCUGGGAGGAGGUGAGCCACGACGAAGUGCUCGAGCAAUUGCGGACCAAUUUCUUCGGGCAAAUCGAUGUCACUCGAGCAUUCUUACCUCAUAUGCGGUCUCGCCGGUCGGGAACUAUCAUAUUCAUGAGUAGCAUCGCAGGCUGGCUGGGCGUCGCAGCGGGAGGUCCUUAUAGUGCCUCGAAAUUUGCCUUGGAAGGAGCGGUAGAAAGUCUCCAGAGCGAGGUGCUCCCUCUCGGAAUCAGAGUCCACCUUAUUGUUCUCGGGCAGUUUCGUACAAACAUCCUGGCUGACGGCCGCCGGAGGAUUACUCGUCCAUCUCCGUCGAUAGAUGACUACGAUGCACCAGUGAAGGCCUUGGCAGACCGACAAACUGAGACAAAUGGUAAGCAGCCAGGGGAUCCAAGUCAGGCUGUUGAGCGGAUCUUGGAUGUGGUGAGACGGGAAGGGUCAGUAACAGAGACUAUGGAGAUCCCACUCCGUGUGGUUCUGGGAACGGAUGCUGGCCGGAUCGUGAGAAAUCAGUGUUUGGCGAUGCUGAAGCAAUUGGAUGAGUUUGAUGGAUUGAUCCGUAGUACUGACUUCCCAGAUGCAGGGGAGGUCGAAGAAUAUACGUAA
Aspergillus puulaauensis is the source of this 906-nucleotide messenger RNA. RefSeq lists its product as uncharacterized. NCBI's taxonomy places the organism in Eukaryota, Fungi, Ascomycota, Eurotiomycetes, Eurotiales, Aspergillaceae. The coding region runs from base 1 to 906 and encodes 301 amino acids. The record is from RefSeq and is a predicted model, not a curated record. The transcript has 3 exons.